GCUUCCAAACAGGAUGGUUUGAAUUUGGAGAUUGAAGCUAGGAAGAAACAUGAUCAACGCAACCAGAAGCGACGGGCAAAAUACAAAGCCCAAAAACAGACUGCUGGAAAGGACAAUGCAAUUUUAUCCCCAGAUGAACAACGGGAAGCGCGGAACAAGAAAAGGCGUUCACAAUAUCAAAAUGCUGAACAACGGGAAACACAAAACAAGAAAAGACGUUCACAAUAUCAAAAUGUUGGUACAGAGAAAAGAGAAGAACGCAAGAACAAACGACAUCAGGCGUAUCGAAAAGAGAAUGAAGAACACAAUGUGGAAUGUGAUGCUUCUAAAGUAAUUGUCAGGACUCCUCAAAAGUUUGCAGCUUUACCAUUAGUGAGUAAGAGGAUGAGGACCAAGAUAAAAUCGAACAAGGCAAAAUUUGCAUCGAGCAAUUUAAUACUUGAUAUAGGAAGUGCGGAUAAAAUUUGUUGUCACUACGGGGCUUUGAUGUGGAGGUUUGAGCAAACAGAGAAGGAAUACCUGUCGAAAUCAAAUAAGUUUUCUUUGUGUUGUGGCAAUGGAAAGGUGCGCUUGCCACUAUUACGAGAGACUCCUUCUGAGUUGAAAGCAUUACUAGAUCGGAGUAAUCCUAAAAGAACUAUGUUCCAAAAUAACAUCCGGAUGUACAACAACGCAUUCGGGUUUACUUCUGUUGGGGCUAAUAUGGAUAAAAGUAUUAAUAAUGGGCGUGGACCUUUUGUUUAUCGUAUUCAUGGUGUACUUUACCAUCAAAUAGGUUCAUUGUUUGCUGAAGAAUCCAAGAAGCCAGUUUUCUCGCAAAUAUAUAUGUACGAUAAACAGGAACAGGUUAGCAAGCGUAUGAAUUUUCCCAAUUCUGAAGAAUCCCUUGAUAGUGAAAUAACAGAAUGCCUAUCUGUGAUGUUGCACCGAGUGAAUGCUUUGGUGGAUAUAUAUAGACAAGUUCGAGAUAGAUACAAAGAAUCAGAAGUAAUUCCAGGAAAGUUGCGUUUAAUUGCAAAUAGGGACACAGAUGGUCGAGAAAGUAAUGUUCCAACCAAUGCCUACGACUUUGCAGGUUUAGUUGCAAACAGUAAUCUAGCAGAUGAUAGGGAUAUAGUUGUACACCCUCAUGAUGGAUUUCUUCAUAGGAUUUCAGUACUCCAUCCAUGUUAUAUGUCCCUCCAGUACCCGCUUCUAUUCCCGUGGGGUGAAGAUGGUUUCAGAAUUGAUAUCUUACAUUCAGGGGUAAGUGAAAAAUCAGGAAAUAAAAGAGAUGUGGUUACCAUCAGAGAAUAUUAUUGUUACAGACUUCAAUACAGAGAUGCGGAAGGGCAUACCUUAAUUGGCGGGGGGCGGUUAUUCUUGCAGUUUGUGGUUGAUGCAUGGGCAUGUAUUGAACAUACUAGGCUUACAUGGGUCUUAACACACCAAACAAUAUUGAGGUCUGAUCUAUAUAACAAUGUUGUUGAUUCUGUUAAUAAAGGAGAUACUAAUGCUUCUACAAUUGGAAAACGGAUUGUAUUGCCAUCCUCAUUUACAGGUAGCCCCCAUUACAUGCAACAAAAUUAUCAAGAUUGUAUGGCUAUUUGCAGAAAAUUCGGAAGCCCGGAUCUGUUCAUUACAUUCACAUGCAAUCCACAGUGGCCAGAAAUCAAGGAGUAUUGUGAUAAGGUGCCACACUGUAUCCCAGCCGAUAGGCCCGAUGUUAUGGCUAGAGUGUUCAAGAUUAAGCUUGAAUUGCUUCUAGAAGAUUUGACAGAUAACCAUGUUCUUGGAAAAGUCAUUGGAGUUGCAUAUACCAUUGAAUUUCAGAAAAGGGGCUUACCCCAUGCACAUAUAAUUGUGUGGCUUGAGCAAUCUGACAAGUGUCACUCAACUGAUGACAUUGACCAGUUAAUAUGUGCUGAAAUUCCUGACAAAGAAAGUGAUGAAAUCGGGUAUGAUGUUGUUUCAAGGCAUAUGAUCCAUGGCCCAUGUGGAGCAUACAACAUAGAGUGCCCGUGCAUGAAGGAUGGAAAAUGUACCAAAUACUAUCCGAAAGAAUUCACAAAUGAAACUACAAUUGACUCCAAUGGUUAUGCAGUCUACAGACGUCGGGAUGACAAGCAUACUAUACACUUCAAAGAAAAAGAUAUUGAAAUUGACAACAGGUUUGUUGUUCCAUACAACAGGGGGCUUCUUGUGAAGUAUCAGGCUCAUAUAAACAUUGAAUGGUGUAAUCAAGGGCGUUUGAUCAAGUAUAUGUUUAAAUACGUGAAUAAAGGUCCAGACAGAGCAACUGUCGUUGUUCAGACAGCUGAUGCUGUAGUUACCAAUGACACUAAACAAAAUGUCAAUAUUAAUUGA
Daucus carota subsp. sativus is the source of this 2346-nucleotide messenger RNA. RefSeq lists its product as uncharacterized. The transcript has 10 exons. NCBI's taxonomy places the organism in Eukaryota, Viridiplantae, Streptophyta, Magnoliopsida, Apiales, Apiaceae. The record is from RefSeq and is a predicted model, not a curated record. The coding region runs from base 385 to 2346 and encodes 653 amino acids.